Messenger RNA from Microdochium trichocladiopsis, 1638 nucleotides. RefSeq lists its product as uncharacterized. The transcript has 3 exons. Gene Ontology annotation, molecular function: protein binding. NCBI's taxonomy places the organism in Eukaryota, Fungi, Ascomycota, Sordariomycetes, Xylariales, Microdochiaceae. Bases 76 to 1452 code for a protein of 458 amino acids. The record is from RefSeq and is a predicted model, not a curated record.
AUAUCCAUGAACACUCACGCUUGCCAUGUUGAACCAGUGUCUAUGCUGUAAUACAGCGAGUAUCGGCCCUCUGACAUGGAAGGAUCGAGCAUCGAUUUCGAUCCCGACGGGAACCUCAUUUUGAUUCUGCACAAUCCUGGUGCUCCAUUCGCUGUCUGGCCGCAAGAUGGAAAUUGCCACCUCAAUCUUCAACAAACCGCGCUGGCUUUAUGUCCUUCACCUCGGCAAUCGAGCAGUACAGUCAUGAGUUCAAAUGAUGCGCUGAAGCCCGGCGAUGCAGACGACCGACGGAGCGAAUCAUCACACAUGCCUAUCAGACCACUGAAGCCGAUCAUCCGAUUACGACUUUCCUCGCGGCACUUGAUUCUUGCUUCACCAUACUUCCAAAAAAUGCUGAAGGGCGAUUGGCAAGAAAGCACAGCGCAAUCGCGCCCUGAACGCGUUGUAAAAGCAGAGGACUGGGACCCGGGGGCGCUCUUUGUGCUUAUGAACAUUAUUCACGGGAGAAAUGGCAAAGUUCCCCUGUGCGUUGACAUUGAGAUGCUCUCAAAGAUCGCUGCCCUGGUAGACUACUACCAGUGUUACGAGGCUGUCCAUAUCGUGUCUGCGAUUUGGUUGAAAGAAUUGAGGCAGAGAGUUCCUUCAGCUCUUGGUCGCGACCUUGUCCUAUGGCUCCUCAUCUCGUGGGUCUACCAAGAUCCAGCGUUGUUUGAAACGGUCACAAGAACUGCUAUUAUCACGAUGAAGAGCCCAUUCCCUAGCCUAGGCCUCCCGAUUCCGCAGAUCAUCGCUGAGGCCAUCAACAGUCGAAGGGAAGCUCAAAUCCAGCAGAUUCUGGAUGUGCUGGAUGAUUUGCAACAGUACCUUCUCAAAGAUCAAUCCGGGCACUCGUUCGAAUGUUCGUCGAUCCUUUUUGGCGCACUCAUGAAAGAGUUACACAGGGCUGGGCUGCUUGGCCAAGAUCUCUGCUUGUCGAUCCACGACCUGAGCAUUGAGUCGACGAUGGACGCGCUAGAUAAGAUAAAGUCUACUCAGUGGAAAGCGAUGACCACGGGCACUAGUUUUGGCUCGAGCACAGGUUUCGGACCGAGAUGCUACAGCGGACAUGGGUGUCAUCUCCAAUCCAUCAUUCAGUCAAAGUUGAAAGGCGUAGACAAGACCACAGUGGCUGGUAUUCGGAUGGCGGAGUUCAGGGACAAGAACGACACGCAAUGCGCGACUGCCUCCCUGGCGUUGUCAAGUCACUUGUCUGGGCUUUCACUGUGUUUGAACAACGUUCCGAAUACUCGGAGCGCGGCCAUGUUUGUUGAUGUGCGAGAGAUAGUGACCAGCACAGCUCUCAGCCGUUUCGAGAAUAUUUGUGUGCAGCAGAGAUUUGCGAAUUUCUCACAAGAGGAGCUGCGACUAGGCGAUUCCGUGGCGCUUCAAGAUAACAAGUCACAGGACAGUUGACCUACCAGCCCUGCUAUAUAGUGUUGUUGUAGAACGCUCUUCGUAGAAUUUUGAGCUGGGAGUCCUUAUCUUUGCGCUCAAGCGAUCACUCAAUGAGAAUAUCAGGUUACACUUGGUCGGCAUCGAAUCCGGCUGUUACUACUAACAAGCAGCACCAAUACCAAAGCACUGUGCACCUCUUUACGG